Molecule: messenger RNA, 584 nt
Organism: Limulus polyphemus (Atlantic horseshoe crab)
Lineage: Eukaryota; Metazoa; Arthropoda; Merostomata; Xiphosura; Limulidae
Product: diuretic hormone class 2-like
Exons: 4
Coding region: 119-451 (110 amino acids)
Biological process (GO): body fluid secretion
Molecular function (GO): diuretic hormone activity; G protein-coupled receptor binding
Source: RefSeq, a predicted model, not a curated record
AUAAAAUCGGUCAGAUCUAGCAGAUAGGCAACAGCACUACAAUCGGGCCCCACAAGCUGCAGUAAGAACCUACCUGGCAGAAUUUCCAGCUGAGUUUUUGCAUCGCUCUAGAGACACUAUGGUCAAGGUAUCAGUAAUAGUCGGUUUCAUUACCGUGUUUCUCUUGAUGUCGGUCUUGUCAGUAGCUUUGUCGGCUUCCUUGCCUCAGAAUCGGUUGAAGCGCACUCUGGUGGAAAUUGAACAUCCUGAUGAAGUCAUUCGAGUCUUGACCGGAGUAUUGGAGAAUCUGCUUGUUUCUGAAAGCGCUAAAACUGAGAAGCGUGGACUGGACUUAGGAUUGUCCCGUGGAUUUUCAGGAAGCCAAGCUGCUAAACAUUUGAUGGGAUUAGCAGCUGCCAAUUUCGCUGGUGGACCUGGCAGGCGGCGUCGUGACGUUAGCGACAAAGAAUGAAUGAUAGAGUUAGAGCUGUUAUUAAAUCUCAACUCUUAAAUAAGAUAAUAUGAAUUUCACAUUUUAAAUUGAAUUUACACAUUAGAAAUGUAAUCUAGUGUACUUGUAAAAAUAAAAUACUUUCUGCACGAAA